Penicillium nucicola is the source of this 357-nucleotide messenger RNA. RefSeq lists its product as uncharacterized. The coding region runs from base 1 to 357 and encodes 118 amino acids. The record is from RefSeq and is a predicted model, not a curated record. The transcript is spliced from 2 exons. Lineage: Eukaryota; Fungi; Ascomycota; Eurotiomycetes; Eurotiales; Aspergillaceae.
AUGAAAUUUGUCGACGGCCCAUCUUCCUCGGCUUGGGACAGUCGUCCUAUAUAUGAUGCCUUAGGAAAAUGGGUAAUUCUCUAUUUGAACGACCACAAAUUUUAUUGGGCCUACGGUGACGGCGGAGAACCUACAGAGUUUUGGCGUCGAAAGAAUAUUCGGUGGGGUAUUUACCGAGGCCUUGUCGACACUUGGUCCCGCGAUUAUCAUAUUUACGAGGCCGAUAUCGAUUUUGAUGAGGCGGAGAGUACACUGGGCUCAGGCAACGUCUGGGCGUUCAAUUGGGACGAGUACAAUGAAUACGGCACCUUCAUCAAAGAUAAUAACGCGAAUUUUAUGUACGCCCGUGGCCCGUGA